Messenger RNA from Colletotrichum karsti, 1260 nucleotides. RefSeq names its product RNA 3 -terminal phosphate cyclase. Lineage: Eukaryota; Fungi; Ascomycota; Sordariomycetes; Glomerellales; Glomerellaceae. The record is from RefSeq and is a predicted model, not a curated record. The coding region runs from base 1 to 1260 and encodes 419 amino acids. The transcript has 2 exons. Gene Ontology annotation, biological process: RNA processing. Gene Ontology annotation, molecular function: RNA-3'-phosphate cyclase activity. Gene Ontology annotation, cellular component: nucleus.
AUGCCUUCUUCCAAACCCAUCGAAAUAGACGGCCGAACAGGCGAAGGAGGAGGACAAGUCGUGCGAGUCGCCGUCGCCUUGGCAGCGGUGACCUCCCAACCGAUUCGCAUUACCAAAGUCCGUGGCAACAGGCCCACGCGUGCAGGGGGAAAGGGCGGUGGUCUCAAAGCCCAGCACGUCACCGCCAUCAGGUGGCUCGCAGAGGCCACCGAAGCCGACGUGGAAGGUCUCGAGAUCGGCAGCAAGACGCUCACCUUCGCGCCGCGGAUCCCGCCGUCGGCCGCCUUGAGCAACAAGAGCAGGUCGUUAAAGAUCGCGGCAGACACCGGCGCCGCAAGUACGUUGCUGAUUCUCCAGGCGAUCCUGCCCUUCCUCCUGUAUACCGCCGAUGAAGCGGAGAACCCCACGUCCGUGGAUCUCGAGAUCACGGGCGGCACGAACGUGGAUAUGUCCCUGAGCUACGAGUACCUCGAUCAAGUUCUCCUGCCCAGACUCCAGGAUGUCUUUGGCAUCAAGGUGGACAGGCAGUUGAAGAAGCGUGGCUGGAGUCUUGGCCCGCAGAGCAGGGGGUCGAUGUGCUUGACCAUACACCCCCUCAAACGAGGUCAAAGCCUACGGGUUCUCAACCCCACGACGACUCGCGAUGCGUCUGACUUCGAGGUCAGAUACGUCGACGUCUCGAUGAUUGUACCGUCACACAUGCACGCAGACCUCCAAGACGCCCUUACGAAAGACAUCUCAGAGCUCUUGCCAUCCGCAGAAAUCACCUUCAAGAUCGUCGAGGACUCCGGCAGCGACGCGCGUAUCUACGCCCUCCUCGUAGCCCGCUCCGCCACAAAUCUGCGCUGGGGCCGCGACAUCCUCAUGUCCACACCGAGAAAGGGCAAGCAAAAAGAGGACAUCGCAUCGCUCGUCUCGAGAAGAGUGGUCAGAGACCUCGCCAAGGAACUCUCCAUCCGCGACUCAACGUGCGACGAGUUCCUCCAAGACCAACUCGUCAUAUUCCAAGCCCUGGCCGAGGGGCGUACCUCGUUCCCACGGAAUGCCGAGGCGGAGGUUGGUGACGUGGAGGUCUUGCAGCAAAACGUGGCGCAGCUGGGCCUCGGAGAGAGGAUGAGGAAAGACAGGACUGACAAGCCAUUCGGCCAUGGCAGCUUGCACUCACAGACGGCGAGAUGGGUCACGUCUGAGAUUCUGCCGGCGGUGGAGUGGUACAACAAGGGUGCGAUAUGCAAAGGCGUUGGAACGAGCUUCAGUUAA